AUGGUUGAUAAUUUUGAUUCAACUCGUAAUGCUUACAUUGUUGACAACAACGAUAUGGAUUAUCAUCUUAAUCACAGUCUUGGUUUUGAUAUUCAAUAUAAUAAUAUUGAUCAACAUAUUGUUAAUAAUAACCUUAAUUUGGAUCAAGAUAAGAAUAAUAAUAUUGGUCAAACAGGUUCUAAUCAUAAUUCCGAAGAAGAUGAGGAGGACCAAGAAUUCAAUGAGUGGUUUCAAGAAACAAUUUUGCAAAACGCGUAUCAUGUUUUUGCCUACUAUGAUUAUGUUGGUAUAAAUACUGAUGAUUUGUUCACACCAUGGGACGACGAAAUGAAUUUGGAUAUGGAUCAAGUUUUUACUCCUUGGGAUGUAAAUCAUUCAAAAUAA
Molecule: messenger RNA, 384 nt
Organism: Rotaria sp. Silwood1
Lineage: Eukaryota; Metazoa; Rotifera; Eurotatoria; Philodinida; Philodinidae
Source: the annotation of a GenBank genome assembly